This is a messenger RNA of Rhincodon typus (whale shark), 1269 nucleotides long. It is a transcript of the gene nsun6, whose product is annotated as NOP2/Sun RNA methyltransferase 6. The record is from RefSeq and is a predicted model, not a curated record. Gene Ontology annotation, biological process: RNA methylation. Gene Ontology annotation, molecular function: methyltransferase activity; RNA binding. NCBI's taxonomy places the organism in Eukaryota, Metazoa, Chordata, Chondrichthyes, Orectolobiformes, Rhincodontidae. Bases 55 to 1269 code for a protein of 404 amino acids. The transcript has 12 exons.
CUGUCUUACAUUGUGCCAGUGAAACCUGGAUUGGAAGUUACUGAAUAAACCAAAAUGGUCCUAGUGUUCCCCAAAAUUUCCCUGAAGCCAGAGGUGGAGGCAUAUCUCCUAAGUGUCUUUAAAAAUAAAGAGGUUUUGGCAACUUUACAAUCUGAACAGUCCAAGUUUAAAUUUGAAACUCUAUUGAGCCGUUUAUCGCAUCCUCCAGCUUGCACAUGCAUCAGGGUCAAUACUUGUGCAGCCUCCACUGAUGAAGUUAAAAAGCUGUUGACAGAAGAGAUCCAGAAGCAGUGUAAAGGAUGGCCUAUGAGUGAUAUUCCUGUACUGGAACAUCCAGAGCUUCCAGAUGUUCUUCUAAUACCAGUUAUUGGUCCUAGGAUAAAUCUGCAGAGGCAUUCUAUUGAAGUGAUUGUGGGAGCACAGUGUGGGAAUGCUGUACUUCGUGGAGCACAUGUUUUUAUUCCUGGCAUCCUGUCAGCUCCAAAAUUAAUGAAAGCUGGAGGUGCUGUUUCUGUAUAUUCCGAUAUUGGUGGCAAAUGUAAACGGGGUGCAUUGGAGUUCGUGGGAACAAAAAUAUUUGUAGGGAAUGGAAUUGCUGAAUUAAGUCGCAAUGAAAUAUUUUGCUCAAACUGCCCUUUAAGGGGUGUGGGAAUUAGAAUGACAGAGCCAGUUUACAUCAGCCCAUCAUUUGACAACAUCUUAUCUAGUUUUGUGUUUUUACAGAACUUGCCAUCUGUGGUAGUGAGUCACGUGUUGGAUCCUAAACCUGGAGAGCGAAUCUUGGAUAUUUGUGCUGCUCCUGGUGGAAAGACUACUCAUAUUGCAGCAUUAAUGAAUGAUAAGGGGGAAGUAAUAGCAAUGGAUAAAAUUGCAAAUAAGGUGAAGAAGAUAAAGCAGAAUGCUGAGAAUUUACAACUGACAUGUAUUAAAGUGUUUUGUUAUGAUGGAACAAAAGCACUGGCGAAGGAAGGCAUUUGGGAUGGGCAAGCAGGACCUCCAUUUCCACCGGAAUCUUUUGAUCGUGUUCUUCUGGAUGCGCCUUGUAGUGGAUUAGGUCAGAGACCAAACAUGGCCUGUGAUUGGAGCUUAAGGGAAAUCACUUCCUAUCCGCCAUUACAGCGAAAGUUAUUUAGAGUGGCAGUGAACUUACUAAAACCUGGAGGCAUUUUGGUGUAUAGUACUUGUACAAUAACAUUGGCAGAAAAUGAAGAACAAGUUGCCUGGGCACUCGAUUCUUUUCCUUGUUUAAGCCUACAGUCACAGGUAUGA